Molecule: messenger RNA, 327 nt
Organism: Kuraishia capsulata CBS 1993
Lineage: Eukaryota; Fungi; Ascomycota; Pichiomycetes; Pichiales; Pichiaceae
Exons: 2
Coding region: 1-327 (108 amino acids)
Source: RefSeq, a predicted model, not a curated record
AUGACUGACUACAAAUCGCCCUCUGGACCACCUCCAAACUGGCAAAACCAACAAUCCGGCUCGAACGCCGACUUCUACAAUGAGACACCCACCACCAGAGGUGUGCCUCAGGGAAAUUACUACCAACAACAGCCUCAACAGGGCUACUACCAACAGGGUCCUCCCCAAGGUGGAUACUACCAGCAACAACAACCAAUGUACUACCAACAACAACAGCAGCCUGUUUAUGUUCAACAACAGCAGCCUGCUCAGGGUAACAAUGCGGAUUGUCUGACGGCCUGUUUGGCGGGUAUGUGUCUUUGCUGCACAUUGGAUGCGAUCUUCUGA